Molecule: messenger RNA, 958 nt
Organism: Phycodurus eques (leafy seadragon)
Lineage: Eukaryota; Metazoa; Chordata; Actinopteri; Syngnathiformes; Syngnathidae
Gene: lim2.3
Product: lens intrinsic membrane protein 2.3
Exons: 6
Coding region: 89-610 (173 amino acids)
Cellular component (GO): plasma membrane
Molecular function (GO): structural constituent of eye lens
Source: RefSeq, a predicted model, not a curated record
CCCGACGCUCGCAGCCACACUCGGUCGGCACGGAAGAAUCGCACCGUCUCUCCAGUUUGCUUUUGGGAAGGAAGCCACAUAAACAAGUAUGUACAGCUUCAUGGGAGGCGGCUUGUUCUGCGCCGGAGUGGGCAACAUCCUCCUGAUCGUCUCCACGGCAACCGACUAUUGGAUGCAAUAUCGCCACUCCAGCAGCUACAUGCAUCAAGGCCUGUGGCGCUACUGCGUGCCCGGCAAGUGCAUGACACACACCGACAGCAUCGCGUACUGGGACGCCACGCGGGCCUUCAUGAUCCUGUCCCUGCUGGCGUGCUUCAUCGGCAUCGUCAUCGGCGUCAUGGCCUUCAUCCACUACUCAUCCUUCGACGGCUUCGACAAGACCUUCGCCGCCGGCAUCCUCUUCUUCAUUUCCUGUUUCUUCGUGCUGCUGGCCAUGGCGGUGUACACGGGCGUGACGGUCAACUACUACGGCAAACGCUACGGGAGCUGGCGCUUCUCCUGGUCCUACAUCAUGGGUUGGGUGGCGGUGGUGCUCACCUUCUUCUCAGGUAUCUUCUACAUGUGCGCCUACCGCAUGCACGAAUGGUGCCGCGGAACAGGUCCCCGUUGAGCUCCUCGAAGCGGGCCCUGGUGACUGAGGUGUAGAAGUCGACACCCUCGUACAGAGAGUCGAUCUCUAUGCUGGCCUGCGUGCUGGAGGACAAUGUGCGCUUGGCCCUCUCGCACGCCGUGCGCAGACGCCGCACCGCGCGCUUGUUGUCGCUGAUGUCCUUCUUGUGUUUGCGCUUGAACUCUGCGAUGAAGUGGUUGACCAUGCGGUUGUCGAAGUCCUCGCCGCCCAGGUGAGUGUCGCCCGCCGUCGACUUGACCUCGAAGAUGCCGUCCUCUAUGGCCAAGAUAGACACAUCAAAGGUGCCACCGCCCAAGUCAAAGAUGAGGACGUUUCUUUCCGUGCCGA